AGUUAAAAAACGAGAGCCCAAAGUCCCAUAGGCAUAUCAAAAGCAUCCAAGGAUCUCUCUCCCUUCCUCUCUAUCAUCUCUGUGGCAGCAGCUCAUUACAUUUGAAUUGAUUUCUUUUAAAAAUGGCUGCAGCUUCAAACAAAUCUUGUUCAGUACAACCUACCUUCUAAAUUCUCGAAAUUAAAAAAAAGUACUCCUUCCAAUGGCAGCUGCUUCUGUUGCAAAACUUGUCUUCAUCACUUCUCUCCUCCUCUUCGUAUUCGUUCCAUCUUCUGAUUCUUCAUCUUUGCAUAAUCUGUUCCUAAGGCGGCAGGCCACAAUCCUUCUCUCUCUCAAACAAGCAUUCGAACCUCCCGAAGACUCUUGUCUAACUAGCUGGAAUGUUUCAAACUACAAGUCACUCUGCACUUGGACUGGCAUCAAAUGUGACGCCAAGAACACAUCAAUCCUUUCGCUCGAUAUAUCCAACUACAACAUUUCUGGCUAUCUAUCGCCCGCAAUCAGCGAUAUUCACACCCUCGUAAAUCUCUCUGUCUCCGGGAACAGCCUCUCCGGUACUUUCCCGGUUGAUAUUCACAAGCUAGUUCGCCUUCAGUUCCUCAACAUUUCCAAUAACCAGUUCAAUGGGAGUCUCAACUGGCAAUUCUCCAAGUUGAAGAAGCUAGUAGUUCUCGACGCGUACAACAACGAGUUCUCUGGUUCACUCCCAUUGGGUGUUACCGAUCUUUCCAAGCUGAAGCAUUUGGACUUCGGCGGGAAUUACUUCUCGGGCAAAAUCCCUCCUGUCUACGGUAGCCUGGAGAAUCUCGAUUACUUAUCAUUGGCGGGGAACAACUUGGUUGGUUAUAUACCGAAACAGCUCAGUAACCUUACUAACCUGAACCAGCUUCACUUGGGUUAUUACAAUCUGUUCGAUGGUGGAAUCCCAGCAGAAUUGGGUAACUUGGUAAAUUUGGUUCGUUUAGACCUUUCGAGCUGUGGGUUGAAAGGACCAAUACCACCAGAAUUGGGCAAUCUAAACAAGCUUGACACACUCUUUUUACAAACUAAUCAACUCAAUGGGUCAAUCCCAUCAGAACUAGCCAAUCUGACAACCUUAAAGUCUUUUGAUCUUUCAAACAACGGGCUCACGGGAGAGAUCCCGGUCGAGUUAUUCUCAGGCCUAAAGGAGCUCACCCUCUUGAACUUGUUCCUCAACAAGUUCCACGGGGAGAUUCCCCGCGUCCUUGCUGAGUUGCCCAAUUUGGAAGUGUUGAAACUUUGGCAGAACAAUUUCACCGGGUCCAUUCCAUCGAUGCUUGGACAGAACGGUAACCUGAAGGAAAUCGAUCUUUCUACGAAUAAGCUCACGGGAUUAGUACCUAAAUUUCUCUGUUCUGGAAGGAGGCUGACGAUCUUGAUUUUGCUCAAUAAUUUCCUUUUCGGGCCUCUACCCAAGGAUCUGGGUAAAUGUGAUACUCUUUCAAGAGUUCGUAUUGGGCAGAAUUAUUUAAGUGGGUCGAUACCGAACGGGUUCCUUUACUUGCCUCAGCUCUCACUCGUGGAACUACAGAACAACUAUCUCACUGGCCAACUUGAGCAACAGAGGAGCGAGUUACCUAUGAAACUCGGCCAGCUGAAUCUAGCAAACAAUCGGUUAUCAGGUUCACUUCCUGCUUCUAUUGGAAAUUUUUCUAGCUUGAAUAUCCUGCUGUUAAACGGGAAUCGCUUCAUAGGGGAUAUACCAUCCGAUAUAGGGAGGUUAAAAAACAUAUUCAAGUUAGAUAUGAGUAGAAACAACUUCUCUGGACAAAUCCCAGCUGAGAUUAGUAAUUGUCUUAUGCUGACUUACUUAGAUUUGAGCCAAAAUCAGCUCUCAGGCCCAAUCCCAGAUCAAAUUGCUCAAAUUCACAUUCUAAAUUACUUGAAUAUCUCUUGGAACCAUUUGAACCAGAGCCUUCCCAAGGAAAUUGGGUUGAUGAAAAGCCUAACAUCAGCAGAUUUCUCACACAAUAACUUCUCCGGACCAAUACCUGAAACCGGCCAGUAUUCAGUCUUCAACUCCACUUCAUUUAUUGGCAACCCUCAACUCUGUGGAUUCUACUUGAGUCCAUGCAACGACUCAGCAACCUCACCAAUACGAGUUGACAAGCAAAACAAUGUCAACAAAUCAAAGGUCUCCGGGGAAUACAAGCUUAUGUUCGCUUUGGGACUUUUAAUUUGUUCAUUGGUGUUUGCUGCCUUGGCAAUUAUCAAGACCCGAAGGGUACGAAAGAAUUCCAAUACAUGGAAGCUCACCACAUUCCAAAAGCUGGAAUUUGGAAGCAAUGACAUAUUGGAAUGCUUGAAGGAGAACAAUAUAAUAGGGAGAGGCGGAGCCGGGGUUGUUUAUAGAGGAGAAAUGCCAAACGGAGAGAACAUAGCAGUGAAGAAGUUGUUGGGGAUAAGCAAAGGAUCUUCUCAUGAUAACGGUCUCUCAGCAGAAAUAAAGACACUGGGCAGGAUUCGGCAUAGGAACAUCGUUCGGUUACUGGCAUUUUGUUCAAACAAAGAGACAAAUUUGCUGGUGUACGAGUACUUGCCAAACGGAAGCUUAGGUGAAGUACUUCAUGGGAAGAGGGGUAUGUAUCUUUUGUGGGAUACGAGGCUGAAAAUAGGCAUUGAGGCGGCGAAAGGGAUUUGUUACUUGCACCAUGAUUGCUCCCCUUUGAUACUCCAUCGCGAUGUCAAAUCCAACAACAUAUUACUCAACUCUGAUUUCGAGGCUCAUGUUGCUGAUUUCGGACUGGCUAAGUUCUUGCAGAACUCUGGAACCUCAGAGUGCAUGUCUGCAAUUGCUGGCUCCUAUGGCUAUAUUGCUCCAGAAUACGCUUACACGUUGAAAGUCGACGAGAGGAGCGACGUUUAUAGCUUUGGAGUGGUACUCCUGGAGCUUAUAACGGGGCGUAGACCAGUGGGUGAUUUUGGAGAAGAUGGGAUGGAUAUUGUCCAAUGGACGAAAAUCAAGACAAAUUGGAGCAAAGAAGGGGUGGUAAAGAUACUCGAUGAGAGACUGAAAAAUGUGCCGGUAGAUGAAGCAAUGCAGGUGUUCUUUGUUGCAAUGCUGUGCGUUCAAGAGCACAGUGUGGAGAGACCAACCAUGAGGGAAGUUGUCCAGAUGCUUGCUCAAGCUAAACAACCCAAUACCUUCCACUUGCAGUGACUGAUCAUCCUCAUCAAACUUAACUUGUAAUAACAGAAUUGACCUUCUAGGUUAUCCUCCAAUGCAGCUUUGGUAGUUGAGGAGUUUGAGGUUGAGUGGCUCUGCUUAAGCUUUAAGGAUCAAAGAGAGCUUUGCAGAUCAAUAACCAACUUGUAAUAGUAAAACCUUAAGUUUUGAUCUUUCCACCCUUCUUUUAGUCUUUUUCUGUAUUUUUUUUUUCUUUCGUUUUUUCUUUCCGUUCUAGCUAGUAUUGGAAAUUCAUGCGUGUGUUUCUAAUUUCAUUUGGUUGCCACCAUGCAUGCCAUGUAAACAUGAACGAUGAAAUUGUGUAUGAAUCACGCUUCUUAGUGCAUGCAGUCUGCACGGUGCGGUUUGUUC
Messenger RNA from Rhododendron vialii, 3559 nucleotides. Its product is annotated as leucine-rich repeat receptor-like serine/threonine-protein kinase BAM3. The coding region runs from base 203 to 3181 and encodes 992 amino acids. Gene Ontology annotation, biological process: protein phosphorylation. NCBI's taxonomy places the organism in Eukaryota, Viridiplantae, Streptophyta, Magnoliopsida, Ericales, Ericaceae. The record is from RefSeq and is a predicted model, not a curated record. Gene Ontology annotation, molecular function: receptor serine/threonine kinase binding; ATP binding; protein kinase activity. The transcript has 2 exons.